Messenger RNA from Drosophila busckii, 803 nucleotides. It is a transcript of the gene Membrin, whose product is annotated as probable Golgi SNAP receptor complex member 2. The record is from RefSeq and is a predicted model, not a curated record. Gene Ontology annotation, cellular component: SNARE complex; endoplasmic reticulum membrane; ER to Golgi transport vesicle membrane. Lineage: Eukaryota; Metazoa; Arthropoda; Insecta; Diptera; Drosophilidae. Gene Ontology annotation, biological process: vesicle-mediated transport; vesicle fusion. Bases 102 to 752 code for a protein of 216 amino acids. Gene Ontology annotation, molecular function: SNARE binding; SNAP receptor activity. The transcript is spliced from 2 exons.
CGCGUCAGCUAUUUUAAAAAUACAUUACAAAUAACAAGUGUUUAUGAUUAAUUAAUUAAAGUGUCACAACAGUCAACUGCUGACAGGCACAUGCCACCAACAUGGAAACGUUAUACCACCAAACAAACAACACGGUCAGGGAGAUAGAACAAUGUUUUCAACGACUGGGACAUAUUUCACCGCCAGAGGUUCUUGACGUGGAAAACACAAUACAAACGAAAAUAACCCAAGCUAAUGCCAAUUGCGACCGCCUGGAUGUGCUGUUGUACAAGGUACCGCCCUCGCAGCGGCAGAGCUCCAAGCUAAGAAUCGAUCAGCUCAAGUAUGACUUGAGACAUUUACAAACAUCGCUGCAACAUGCUCAAGAGCGUCGACAGCGCCGGCAACAAGAGCUGAGUGAACGCGAGCAGCUACUGAAUCAUCGGUUUAGUGCCAAUAGUACCGCGCCGACAGAGACGUGCCUACAACUGGACUAUGAAUUGCAGCAUCACACACAAAUGGGCAAUGCAAAUCGAGGCGUAGACGACAUGAUAGCCUCUGGCAGCGGCAUUUUGGAGAGUCUUAUAUCCCAACGCAUGACAUUGAGUGGGGCACAUAAACGCAUACAGGCCAUUGGUAGCACGCUGGGAUUGUCGAAUCAUACAAUGAAGCUCAUAGAGCGACGGUUAGUGGAGGAUAAACGCAUCUUCUUGGGCGGAAUGGUGGUUACCCUGUUUAUAAUUGGACUGAUUAUAUACUUUUUUAUGAUGUAAAAAGACAUUCUGUUUGGGAUUUAAAUUAAAUGUACUAUAUUUUUAAACGUU